Messenger RNA from Struthio camelus australis, 3291 nucleotides. RefSeq names its product leucine rich repeat containing 15 (gene LRRC15). The record is from RefSeq and is a predicted model, not a curated record. NCBI's taxonomy places the organism in Eukaryota, Metazoa, Chordata, Aves, Struthioniformes, Struthionidae. Gene Ontology annotation, molecular function: protein binding.
AGUCGGCUCAGUCGCCAGCGCGGAGCGCCACUCGCUGCGAGCUCUCGGCUGCGGGACGCACCGGCGGCGGGCUCUAUGGAGCGGAGUGGCUGGGUCCUGCUGCUUGUGGGCUUCCAUAUGGCCUGGGUCGCCUGGGCCCAGUGCCCAGAGCUGUGCCAGUGUGUCCGCACCGCCCAGGUGGAGUGCUCCGGUGCCAGCAUCGCCACUGUCCCCAGCCCCAUCCCUGAAAACACCAUGACCCUGCAAAUCAUCAACACGCGCAUCACGGAGCUGGGCGCCGCGUCCUUCGGCAACGCCUCCAUGCUGAUCGGGCUGCGUAUCGAGAAGAACGACCUGUCGCGCAUCAGUCCCAGAGCCUUCCAGUACCUGCCCUCCCUGCGCUACCUCAGCCUGGCCAGCAACAAGCUGCAGGAACUGCCUGUGGAAGUGUUCGAGCCCUUGGGCCAGCUGGAGUCGCUGCUCCUGUCCAGCAACCAGAUCCUCCGCGUUGAGCCCUCCCACUUCGCCCAGCUGAGCAACCUCAAAGAGCUGCAGCUGCACGGCAACAACCUGCAAGAGCUGACGGAGGGGGUCUUUGACCCGCUCACCAGCCUCACCAAACUGAACCUGGCCAGGAACAACAUCGACCACCUGCCACCCCAGGCCUUUGAGAGGCUGACGCGACUCCAGGUGCUGCGGCUCUACGAGAACCAGCUCCGGCAGAUCCCUGUGGGCACCUUCGAUGGGCUGCCAGAGCUGGAAGAGCUGGGGCUGCACCAGAACCAGCUGGAGACACUGUCCCCAGAGCUCUUCAUGCACAACGAGCGCCUCCAGAAGCUGUACCUCUCCAACAACCUCAUCACUGCCCUGCCCAGUGGUGUCUUCUUGCCCUUGCGCGCCCUCUCCAAGAUCACCCUGCAUGUCAACCGGCUGCGGGAGAUUGCCCCCGGUGCCUUUGGGCCCAUGCCCAACCUGAAGGAGUUGUGGCUCUACGACAACCAGCUCACUGCCUUCCCCAAUGGGGUCUUCAGCAACCUUACCCAGCUGCAGCUCCUGGUGCUGAGCAAGAACCAACUGCGCUCCGUCUCGGCGGGAGCUUUCCAGGGCCUGGGUGAACUGCUGGAGCUGUCGCUGCACUCCAACGCACUACAGCGCCUAGAUGCCGAGGCUUUCCGGGGGCUGCCCAAGCUGCAGAACAUCUCACUGCAGAACAACCAGCUGCGGGCACUGCCGCGGAGCCUCUUUGAGGCCGCACCGGCGCUGAGGAAGGUGCAGCUGCAGGGCAAUGUCCUUGAGUACCUGCCAGCAGGCAUCUUCGCCCCGCUGGCUGCCUUGCGGGAGGUGAGGCUGCACAAUAACUCCUGGCACUGCGAUGAGAAGAUCCUCUCCCUCAAGACCUGGCUGGAAGCCAACCAGGACAAGGUGGGCGAGAUCCCCUCCCAUUGUGGGGCUGCGGCGUGACCAGCUGCUCUCGACGGGCUGCCCAUGACGGCCGAGCCAGAGAGCUUCACAGCCACCUCGCGCCCCAGCACCCCGCUCUCUGCCCAUCCCUCCAAGCUGGCCCCCACGGCUACGGAGACAGGGCGCCCUACAGGGCUGCCGGCCGCCCCUCGCCUCGCGGAGGAGGAGGAGGAGAGGGGGCAGUGGGGGCUGACACGGGCACAGAGUGGGGUGGUGGUGGCAGUCAUCGUGCUGGUGUGCGUGGCCCUGCUCUGUGCCCUUGUGGCACUGGUGGCCUACAGCUGUAGGAAGAAGAGCCAAGUUGUGCUCAUGAGGAUGAAGGCACCUAACGAAGCCUGAGCACAUGGUGGCCCGCAAACUCUUGGGGGAGUGGUGCUAGUGAGGCAAACCCUUGGUGAAGCCCACGUCCGGGCUGAGCUGCCCGGCAGCAAUCCUGCAUCAGCUGCAGUGGACAAGUUGGAUGGACCAGCAUCACCCCACAUCCCCUGUGCUGCUCUGCUUUGCCUUGUGCAGGCCCUCCUCUGCAGUGGGGUGAAACCCCCAGGUUGACCUCAAUCCUAUUCAGCCCCCGCCUCCAGCACGGCCUCUGUGCCGGUUCCCCUGUACUCUGGCAUGUCCCUGGGGCCCAUCAGGCACGGUGCGGGGUGCUGUGAGGGGAGGUGGAGCCCCCCAGGGGCUGCUCAGGGCACAGCAGGGGUCUGCAGCCUAGCUGUGGUGGUGCUUUCCUGGAGCAAGGGGGGCAUGGUGCCCCCCUUGCCCAUCCUUUGCCUCACGUUGCCUCCUGAGCAACGCCUGCUGUUUGCCCCAGCGCUGCCUGCUGCCCUGCCCCAGUUCCCGGUGCCUCGUGCAUUUGCUGCUCUCCCGCCCUGUGCCUGGGGAUACAGGGUGCUAAACCAUUGUGCAGUGCUGGGGAGCGCAGCAGGAGCUUUCGCCCCAAGCAGAGCUACGUGUCCUUGUGCUGGUUUGCAGCCUGUGGGCCUCCAGGCAGGGAUCCCCUGGGGCAGGGCUCUCUGUGCCUUGGCCCUGUGCCCAGGUGGGGCUCCUGGCCGCUGAGACGCUCCUUGGUGCUACUGCAGCCUGCACAGAGUAACUUGGCUGUCUCUGAGCUGCCCUCCCUGCCCGCAGGCAGCACAGGGUUGAGAAGAGCAGCAUCUUCCCCAAGCCCCAUCCUGAGAAAUGUCCUGACCCCAACGCACUUGUGCUGCGUGGGAGUGUGCAUAUGGCCUGGGCACAGCAGCAAACCUCCACAGCCAGGGCCUGAGCCCCGUGGUAGGCAGGUAGGCUAGCCUUCCUGAGGCUGUGCUGCCACCUCUAGCUCACAGCGUGCUGGCCUGGGGGUUACAAGGAGGUCAUUGGGAGAGGUCAAGGGAAGCGCUAGUGGCUGGGAGAUCAGCGAGGAGCACACAUGGAGCUGGACCAGAUGUCUGGCCAUGCCAGCUGGCCCUCGCCCAAGGGAGCACUUUGCAAAGCCCCUUCCCCUGCGUGGGCCCCUCUCCCUGGGACAAGAAGAGGCUCCCUGCACUUGUGCACCAGUCAGGCACGGCUGCUAGAGCAUCCCAGGGCUGCAGCCCAGCAGGACCCGGUCCAGCUCACCUCUGCAAGUGAUCCCGCAGCACUGUGACGGUGCUGGGCCAUGCCAGGGAACGUCACUGUGGCUGUGCGAGUGCUAGGGGAGCUCCCUGGUAUCUGCCAGUCUCCCUGCCCCUGCGUGCCCCCCUCGGUGCCCGCAGGCCCUGCGCUCACACGCUGGGGUGCUCCUCCUGACUCACACCUGCAGAAUAGCCUGGAAACAUGGGAAUAUGCAUCUGUGCUGUUCAGUACCUGCUCUGUAACCUCUCCGAUUAAAGUGCA